UGCUGUUUCUCUGCUUAUCCUGUUACCUCACAGGAUGUGCAUGCAACCUCACGAAGAGCCGGACUGGUUUCCAAAGUCUGAAUAGACCGCAUCCCCCCGGUCGUAGGGAUUGCGACCUCUACAAAGAACCGCCUCCGCGCCGACUCCAACUCAUCGGCAUUUCCCAUAGCGCCAGAAACACCACCGUAUGUCCGCAAGCCAUUCAUCGAACGAGCUGAAGAUAACAAAGGUCACCGACAACUACUACGACGAGAUCCUGGAACUGAGCGGGUCUGAACUGGACGAGUUCCCGACGCCGACGGAGGAGCGGUCGGUGGAAGUUACGGCCGAGGUGGAAGGAGGAGAAUCUAUGGCGCCAGCAGGACGAGGCGACACGCCGCCCUCGGCGGGUCUGUCUGAUUCAGACGAGGACUACGACGACGACAAUCUCGAGGACGAGGAUGACGACCAGCAGUUGCAGCAGCCACACACCCAGCUGCAGCAACAAAAGCAACGGUCUGGGAUAAGCUUCAACGAUGAUGAUGAAGACGAUGAGGACGAUGAGGACAACCCCAUGCCGACACACCCACCUACGCGUCCCUCCGCCGCACCCGCGGGUCGGGGAACGCUGAGCAAUGCGCCGAUGUCGACGUCGUUGGGGUCGGGCGGGUUGCUGAACGAUAAUGAUGACCGUGAUUCGGAUGGCAGUUUUGCAAGGAUGGAUGUGGGGCGGGAUGGGGAGUUUGAGGAUGACGGUGAUGGUCAUGAGGGGAGCGGGAAGAGGGGUGGGUUUGGGGGGCUGUUGAGGACGGGCGAGUCAUCGUACAAAGACCUGUCGAUGAGCGAGGAGCUUGCUGACCUGUUCCAGUACAUUGGACGGUAUAAGCCGACUGAGAUGGAGCUCGAGACGGAGCUGAAGCCGUUUUACCCGGAUUAUGUGCCUGCGAUUGGGGAUAUUGAUGCGUUCAUCAAGAUCCCACGGCCCGACGGCCACCCCACUCCCCUCGGCCUCUCCGUCCUCGACGAGCCCAGCAUCCCGCAAUCCGAUCCGACAGUCCUCGAUCUGCAGCUCCGGUCCCUCAGCAAAUCCACUACAUCAUCCCUCACACCGCUGACCGUACAUUCCCUCCCGCACCACGACGUCGUGAACACGCCACGGCUCAUCGACGGCUGGAUCCGCAACAUUAAAGAGUUGCAUGCGGGGCGAGACGCGGCGGUUGCGGCGGCGGGCGGCGUGCCGGGGGGGGUGAAGUACUCGAAACGAAUGCCUGAUGUGGAGGAGUUGAUGCAGGUGUGGCCGCCGGAGGUCGAGGAGGGGUUAGCUGAGCUCACACUCCCGCCAGCAACCCUCGACCUCCCUCUCGCUACAUACGCCCAGCUGCUUGCACUCAUACUCGACAUCCCCGUUGCGUCCCCAACGCCGAUAUCACAAGCCCAACAACAAGCAGCAAAGAAACAGCCAUCGAAAACACAGACGAUUGAGGCGCUGCAUGUGAUGUUCUCGCUCUAUGCGGAGUUUAGCCAUUCGGCGCACUUUAAGAAUGUGGAGGUUGAUGCGGGUGGUGGUGGUGCAAGUGUGGGUGGGACGGGGGGAAUGGUUAAGUGAGGCGACGGGCGGUUAUACCCCCUGCCUGUUCAUACGUCCGCCCCCCCGUGAUACGUACAUAUCAGACGAUUUGAUGAGAAUGAAGGUUACUUGGCCCUCCCUUGGCCGUCCUGCCGAAAAAGUCUACAGAGUCUAGAUCUACGCCUGCGUUUGUGUUGCAGCCGUCCGACGCCAGUGUGACGC
Messenger RNA from Fimicolochytrium jonesii, 1768 nucleotides. RefSeq names its product intraflagellar transport complex B protein 46 C terminal-domain-containing protein. The transcript is spliced from 6 exons. The coding region runs from base 188 to 1585 and encodes 465 amino acids. The record is from RefSeq and is a predicted model, not a curated record. Gene Ontology annotation, biological process: intraciliary transport; cilium assembly. Lineage: Eukaryota; Fungi; Chytridiomycota; Chytridiomycetes; Spizellomycetales; Powellomycetaceae. Gene Ontology annotation, cellular component: centrosome; intraciliary transport particle B; motile cilium.